Exophiala aquamarina CBS 119918 is the source of this 1341-nucleotide messenger RNA. RefSeq lists its product as uncharacterized. Gene Ontology annotation, biological process: carbohydrate transport; transmembrane transport. The record is from RefSeq and is a predicted model, not a curated record. Gene Ontology annotation, cellular component: membrane. The coding region runs from base 1 to 1341 and encodes 446 amino acids. NCBI's taxonomy places the organism in Eukaryota, Fungi, Ascomycota, Eurotiomycetes, Chaetothyriales, Herpotrichiellaceae. The transcript has 7 exons. Gene Ontology annotation, molecular function: carbohydrate:proton symporter activity.
AUGCAUUCGAAGCUUGCCGGUGCACUGGUCUCCUUGAUCGGUGCCAUCCUUCAGGCCACGUCAAAGAAGAUAGCUCAGAUAAUCGUCGCCAGAAUAGUCACGGGUCUCGGUGUCGGCAUCAUGACAGCUAACGUCCCAAUCUGGCAAUCAGAGAUAUCCCAGCCCACCAAUCGAGGCAUCCUUCUAACCAUCCAAAGCGCCAACAUUAAUUCUGGAUUUGUAUUAUCUACCUGGAUCACCUUCGGCACUGCGUAUGUCACCCGCAGCCAAUUUCAAUGGAUCUUCCCAAUCGCCUUGCAGGUCAUCUUCCCAAUAUAUUUGUUGGCUACAGUUCCGUACCUCGUUGAGUCUCCUCGAUGGAUUGCACGUCACCGUUCGCUGGCUGAGGCCACUCAGGUGAUUGCGCGCAUCUGGGAUCUCCCUGAGGAUCAUGAAGACGUCAUGCGAACGAGGUACGAGAUUGAGAUGGCCAUGGAAGCCGAAAAGUCCGGCUCCUUCUGGGAUCUGUUCAUGAAUGGCGGGCAACAGAAUCUUCGACGCAUGUUGCUGGGAGUGGCGGCACUCAGCAUGCAGCAGUUGACAGGCAUCAACUCCGUCGCCUAUUAUGUCCCAGUCAUCCUAAAGGAGUACGUUGGCUUGAGCAACGUUGUUGCACACAUUGCUGCAGCGGCUGGCUCGACUCAGUGCCUCUGCUUCUCUUUCACACCAGUUCUUUUCAUCGAGAAGGUUGGUCGUAGAAAGUGCUUGCUGUUUGGUGCCGCCGCCAUGUCGGUCACCAUGAUCUUGAUUUGUAUCGGGUUCAACAUUCACACCCACGGCGGUGCGAUCAUGGUAACGAUAAUGUACUUCGUCUUUUACGACGCCUUCACCACGACGUAUCUGAACGUCCCCUGGAUGUAUGCUCCGGAAAUCAACUCUCUGAAAAUGAGGUCACAAGGUAUGGCCCUGGCCUCGACUUGCAACUGGCUCCUCAACGGCAUCAUUGUAACAGUCACGCCCAUCGGUCUCCGAAACCUAGGCUGGAAGUUUUACAUCGUCUGGGCCGUCAUCAACGCCUCCUUCUUCCCAAUCGUGUAUUUCCUCUUUCCUGAAACAGGAGGCCGUAGCCUUGAGGAGAUCGGCCAUAUUUUUGCGGGGAAGGGCCAAGGAUGGAGCGGAUUUACACAAGGUGUGCGUGAGAGUACGAAAAAGCCACUCAGGAUCGAAAGAAUGGGUGCUGAAGGCGUGGGAGCGCUAGCAGGCAAGGAAAAUGAGGUGGUUAUGAUGGCUGUGGAAGAACGAGAGGAGAAAGAAUUCGCUACCGCAGCGAAUGUUGAAGAUGUAGGGCGAAAGUUCAGUUGA